AUGGCAGGAAGCCAAUCAGAAGCUCGCCGCCAAGCGGCGCUCGUAAACCAGAGGAAGGAAAUGAUGGAGGAAUUUGAUAGGCAAAAAGACGCGAUGUUAAAGGAAACCGAAAAAUCACUUCCUGGCACAAACCGUUUUGUUGGUCGAAAUGAUUCUAUGGAAGAAUCCUUGAAAAAAUCGACUAUUGGCUUGGUCAGGCUCGAAGACUUCCAAAAUAAGCGGAAGGAACUAGAAGAGGCCAAGGCCCGAGAGGCAGCUCAGACCAACGAGUUAAAGGAUGAGAAGGUUAAACAGAAGAAGAGAAAGAAGAUUACCAAGUCCAAAUUGUCUUUCGCACUGGAUGAUGAAGAAGGGGAAGGGGAUAUAGAUGAUAAAAAAGGGAAGGAUGCAACCGAGGAACCACCGAUCAAACGAAACAAGACGAAUAAAAACCCGGCCGUCGAUACGUCGUUUUUGCCAGAUCGUGAACGCGAGGAACAGGAAAGGCGGACGCGCGAGGAACUGCGCAAAGAAUGGUUGCGCAAACAAGAGGAGCUCAAGCAAGAAGAGAUUGAAGUUACUUAUUCCUACUGGGAUGGCAGUGGUCAUCGGAAGAGUGUGAUGUGCAAGAAGGGGGACGAUAUUGCCAGUUUCCUAGAAAAAUGUCGACAGCAAUUUCCAGAACUUCGUGGCGUAAGCGUAGACAACCUCAUGUACAUUAAGGAGGAUCUCAUUAUUCCCCAUCACUACACGUUCUACGACUUCAUUGUCAACAAAGCUCGUGGCAAAUCCGGCCCACUGUUUAACUUUGACGUUCACGACGACGUUCGAAUGCUAGCAGAUGCAACCAUCGAAAAAGAUGAGUCACAUGCAGGCAAGGUAGUGGAGAGAAGCUGGUAUCAGAGGUCAAAGCAUAUCUUCCCUGCAUCUCGCUGGGAAGUUUUCGACCCGGAGAAAAACUACGGGAAAUAUACUAUUGCGUAG
Rhizoctonia solani is the source of this 963-nucleotide messenger RNA. RefSeq names its product XAP-5-like protein. The coding region runs from base 1 to 963 and encodes 320 amino acids. The transcript has 7 exons. The record is from RefSeq and is a predicted model, not a curated record. Gene Ontology annotation, cellular component: nucleus. Gene Ontology annotation, biological process: chromatin organization. NCBI's taxonomy places the organism in Eukaryota, Fungi, Basidiomycota, Agaricomycetes, Cantharellales, Ceratobasidiaceae.